UUCAUUUGUGUAGCAACUGCCGUAUAGGUUUGAUGUAUGUAUGUAGUUCGUUGAAAGCAUUAAACAUUUUGAUAAAGAUGGUGGGGACAGCGAUGACCAGUUAGCAAGAACCAUCUAUAUGUGAGAAAAUACAUUUAUCACAUUUUAUAGUUUUAUUAAAUAAUCAUGGGAAGCAAAGGAAUAGAAAUGGAUCAGAGUUUAGCCCAGAGGCUUCUCUUUGAAGGUGCUACAUUAGUUAUGUUAGAUGUACCUGUUGGCACAGAAUUUGGAAUUGAUUUAAAAUCAUGGAACACAGCGGAUAGAUUUAAAGGUGUUAAAAUGAUUCCGCCAGGAUUUCACUAUGUUCAUUACAGUGCUGUAGAUGAAUUUGGAGAAGCAACACCCAAAAUUGGCUUUCUUCACACAUUUAAAAAAUCUGAAUUUCUAGUGAAACGUUGGGAUGCAAAGGAAGAAGAUCUGAGUUCAGACAUUGUAGAAGAAGAAAUGGUCGAAAGAUUGAAGAGUAAUUUGAAGGAUUUAGAUAGAUUUUUAGGAUGUUACCCUUAUGAUAUAUGGAAACAGUGGAAGGAGUUAACAAAUCAUAUUACUCCUCCACUUGUUGAACGUUGUUCACCUAUAUGUGGUUUUGUAAGAUCAGCAUUAGAAUUAGAAUAUUGCACUGAUGCUGCAAGACCAAGAGGUGGAGAAUCGAAUCCUAAAAAAAGAAGGAGUGGAAUUACUGUGGAAGAAAAAGAAGAUGAGCUUCUUCCUGAUAUGAAACCUAAACCUGGUACAGAACUUCGACUUUCGAAAAUACCUGAUAAACAAUAUCCAGACGGAGCAUCACCAACUGAGAUUACAAAGCACUUUUUGGAUACAAGUUAUGCACUGGAUACUGUCCUUAAGCAAUUGACACUUCCUAUGGAGAUAAUUGGAGAACUCCAGUUAGCAUUUGUCUGUUUUCUUGUUGGACAAAGUCUUGAUGCUUUUGAACAUUGGAAGAAACUUGUGUCUCUCAUCUGUGGCGCUGAUUGUGCAAUAUCACAACGCCGCGCGAUUUUCAUUGAAUUUAUGAAAGCAUUAGAAAUUCAAUUGAUGCACGUACCCGAAGAUAUACUUUGUGAUAUUGUAGCCAAUAAUAAUUUUGUUUAUCAUAAUCUGCGCAAAUUGUUCGCAAAUAUUGAAAUUAAUUCUGAAUUAGAUGGACGCUUAAAAUCUUAUACAGCAAGAUUUAGCGGACGAUUGUCUACAAAAUUUUUGUGGGAUUUUUCUAAUUUACAGGAAGAGACUGAAGAUGAAGCACCUGUUGUUGUUUCGUUAGAAUAAGAUUGUAUAUAUUUCGUAUAAAUACAUAAUUAUAAUGUGUAUAUUAUAAAACGAGUAUAGUUAUACUUUGUAUAUAUGAAUAAUAUUUGUAUAUAAAUAAAGAUUAAUAAAUAAAAA
Frieseomelitta varia is the source of this 1422-nucleotide messenger RNA. Its product is annotated as protein AAR2 homolog. The coding region runs from base 166 to 1305 and encodes 379 amino acids. The record is from RefSeq and is a predicted model, not a curated record. The transcript has 6 exons. Gene Ontology annotation, biological process: spliceosomal tri-snRNP complex assembly. Lineage: Eukaryota; Metazoa; Arthropoda; Insecta; Hymenoptera; Apidae.